AUGGAGCGUUACGAGUCUCUGGGUCUGGUCGGGGAGGGCAGUUACGGUACCGUGCUGAAGUGCCGCCACCGAGACUCCGGUCGCCUCGUCGCCAUCAAGAAGUUCAUGGACUCGGACGAUGACAAGACGGUGAAGAAGAUCGCCGUGAGGGAGAUCAAGCUGCUGAGGCAACUGCGUCAUGACAACCUGGUGAACCUUCUAGAAGUGUGGAAGCGUCGCCGCCGCUGGUAUCUGGUGUUCGAGUUCGUGGAGCGAACGCUUCUGGAUGAUUUGGAGCAAAACCCGAGCGGACUGGACCUGAACACCAGCCGGCAGUACCUGUACCAGAUCCUGAGGGCUGCAGCCUUCUGCCACCAGCAAAAUAUCAUCCACCGUGACAUCAAACCAGAGAACAUACUCAUCUCUCAGGGAGGUGUUGUUAAGCUGUGCGACUUUGGCUUUGCCCGGACCAUGACGUUGCCCGCUGAGGGGGCGGUCUAUACUGACUACGUGGCCACUCGCUGGUACAGAGCUCCUGAACUGCUGGUGGGAGACACCAAGUAUGGCAAACCAGUAGAUGUGUGGGCUGUUGGUUGUCUGUUAAUAGAGAUGUUAACAGGUCAGCCUCUGUUUCCCGGAGACUCCGACCUCGAUCAAAUUUACCACAUCGUCACGUGCUUCGGUAACCUAACAGCUCAUCACCAGGAGUUGUUCUACAGGAAUCCCGUCUUUUCUGGAGUCAGACUGCCUGAAUGUUCUGGCAGAGUCCCACUGGACCAGCGCUUCCCUACAAUCACAACCACUGCCCUGAACCUGGCACAGAGUUGUCUCCAGAUGGAUCCAGAAAGACGUGCUCAGUGUUCAGAACUGUUAGAACAUCCUCUGUUCACGCAAGAUUCCUUCCACAUCAGAGUUUUGGACGAGCUGAAUGCUAAGAUCCAAAAAGAUCAUAGAGAAAACUCUACCCUUCCCAAAAUAGCCAAAACCCAAAGACGAGAAAAGGAUGAAGGGGAUGACCGCAGAGGCAAAGACAAGAAACAAUCUGAAGACAUGGAUCAGAAAGUUGACAAGGAAAAGGAGAAGAGGGACAAGGAGGGCAGAGAAUCAAAUACACCGAAAACAAAAGGCAAGCAGCCAACAAAGCCGCCUAAAACCGUUCGGAAUAUUUCAGAACCUUUGGUGUCCACCAAACAGUCCAAAACAUCAGGCACCAAGACUGCCGAUAAUGCAGCAAAAACGACUGUGGCCAUAAGAAGUAAACUGGCAAAAACUACUGGUGUGGAGCUGAGAAAGGAACCUGAAAAAACAACUAUAACCCUUACUUCCAAUUCUUUGGAGGCUUCCAAGAUUCCAAGCAAAAUUGAGGUUGCUACCCAAACUAUUCCUUCUGUCGCCAAGCCAUGUAAGACAACUACUACUUCAAAGCAUCCGACCAACCGCUCAAACAUGGACACCGAGCAAAGAAGGACCUCUGACAGUCCAAAAGUCUUACCCUCAAAUCCCAAGCCAUUUAAGACUACCUCAAACUCUGGCCCAAAAAUCAACAAAAACAUCACCUCUUUGACCACCAGCUCGUCAAAGAUUCUUACCUCAGAUCUUUCAGCGCAGUCCUCCACAGUUUUCAUAGAGGCCAGUCCUACCCACAGCACUACAAUACCACCUAAAGGAACCCUCCAAACUGACUCAUCUUCAGAUACUAAACCCACAAAUGACACCACCUGUGUACCCAAUCAAUCUUCCAGGUGCCUUACAACAGACAGAGGACUUACAGAAGUAUUGAUUGCAAACAAAAAUCAGCAGGGUGAUUUUAAUGCUUCAAAAAAGGACAUAAAGGAGGCUCACGGAUACUUGAAGAAGAGCCCAGUGACCAAAACCGCUGAGAUAUCCAGUGCUUCAGGUGGAUAUUAUGAGGAGAAUCUUGGAUCUUCUGAGCCCUGCAGCAUCAAUGAGCAGAGUACUUCCAAGUCCAAGAUCACCACAGAAUCCAGAUCCCCCUCAACCUCCAUGCCGAGUGAAAUCCCUAAAACCAACACAUCAGUAGGGACUGUCCCGAAAACACUGAACGCCUCAGAUAAAGAGAACAGAGAGGAUUUGGCAUUUUCUGUAUCCAACAAUGCAAUGACCAAUUCUUUGGUACAUCAAAUCUCAAAGGUUUCUAGAAGCUCAAAUAGUGAGCGAAAGAACAGCAGCAGUGAAGCUGAACCUAACAUGAAAUCCUUGAAACCACCUCACUCCAAAUCUUUGAUCGGAGAACCUAAAACAAAGCUUGGGUCUUUUAGCAACCACACCAAGUCCAGCGCAGCAAUGACUCAGAAAACUUCUACAGAGGCAAGGAAGAAAAGAGACAACCCAGAAAGGAAUAUCACAUCAAAUAUAUCCACAUCUGCAGAUUCAACUUCAUUCACUUCUACAGAUAAUUCAGAGCACAAAGCUAUGUCAAGAAGCUCUGUAUAUUACAACAUGGACACUGCAUACGUUAAUGAGCUGGAUUUCAGUUUACCCCAUUCCUCUCCACCUCCUCCUCCUCCUCCACCCUCGUCUACUCCACUACUCCUCCCUCCAUCUUCCACACCCCUUAUUCCCUCUUUCUCUGUCAUCAGUACCAACAGCCCAGCCCCUAGCGAUCACCUUACCCUUGGUGCUGGUUUCCAUCCUGGGGCCCACAGCCUUUGGUGUUUAGACAAACCAAGGCAUCACGGUGGCAUUUACAGUCGACAGGCCCAACAAUCUCUGUCCAGCCACAUUACAGGAUCACUCACAGCACAGGUGUCGGAGAAGAGUCUGAUGUGCGAGCGUUCCUUCCUGUCUGACCGCUGUAACCACAGCGGCGGCAUUACAGUGUCCAAAAAGAAGUCAGACAUCCAUUUCCCAGAUUUAAGAACCUCAGUGCUGCCAGGGCUCCGAGGAAGAGAAGGUAAACACACCAAAAGCACUUCCAAUGAUCAGAGGAAAGAGAAACAGCUGGUUCCCUCCAUUCCUCCAUCAGAACCACAGCAUCACGGACACAACAGUACUGAUUCACACUCAACAUAAAAGCUUUCAGAUAUUCACCUCUUUACUUCAAUGUGACUGCGAAAAAAAGUGAAUGUGUUGGUAGA
This is a messenger RNA of Morone saxatilis (striped sea-bass), 3077 nucleotides long. RefSeq names its product serine/threonine-protein kinase BUR1-like. Gene Ontology annotation, molecular function: cyclin-dependent protein serine/threonine kinase activity; ATP binding. Lineage: Eukaryota; Metazoa; Chordata; Actinopteri; Moronidae. The transcript is spliced from 10 exons. The coding region runs from base 1 to 3012 and encodes 1003 amino acids. Gene Ontology annotation, biological process: protein phosphorylation. The record is from RefSeq and is a predicted model, not a curated record. Gene Ontology annotation, cellular component: nucleus.